This is a messenger RNA of Iphiclides podalirius (scarce swallowtail), 987 nucleotides long. NCBI's taxonomy places the organism in Eukaryota, Metazoa, Arthropoda, Insecta, Lepidoptera, Papilionidae. The record is from the annotation of a GenBank genome assembly.
AUGACAAAAUCGCUUAAGGUUCUGGUUUCUUCAAACGAUUUCCCCGAAAGUGGAAUGAAAAUUUUAGAAGAACAUUUUACAGUAUUGAAGUCCCGAUACCUCAACUUCGGCGAGGAAGGUGCGACGAAGAACCGUGAUGAACUGUUUGAACUCAUACCAGGUUGCUCUGCGCUCAUAUGGGUUUCUCACCACCCGAUAACGAAGGAGCUUCUGGAUAGAGCUGGUCCGCAGCUGAAGAUAGUGAGUACCGCGUCAGCUGGCUACAACCACUGCAACGUACCAGAGCUGAAGAGACGCGGUAUCAAACUGACUAACACGCCCAAUGUUCUGAGCGGUGCAGUGGCCGAUAUCGCUGUGGCCCUCAUGCUAGGUGCUGCCAGGAGAUUCACCGAAAACCUGGAGCAAGUGCGCAGCGGGGAGUGGGAAAUUGGCUUCGACAAAGUACUUGGGCAAGACAUAAAGGACAGCACAGUCGGCAUUGUCGGUCUCGGUGGAAUCGGCCAGACUGUGGUCAAACGUCUGAGUGGCUUUGAAGUUGGCCAAUUCCUUUACACCGGCCACCGGGAGAAACCGGAAGCCAAAGAGCUGGGCGCCAAAUUCGUGGACCUGGACAGCUUGCUGACUCGGAGCGAUUUCGUCGUACUGGCUGUGCCACUGACCGACGAGACCAAACAUAUGAUCAACAAGACCACGCUUGGUAAAAUGAAGAGGAACGCCAUACUUAUCAACGUUGGCCGAGGAGAACUAGUCAACCAAGAUGAUUUGUAUGACGCGCUGAAUAAUAGAGAUAUAUAUGCAGCGGGACUUGACGUGACGUCGCCAGAACCUCUACCCAAGGAUCAUAAGCUACUCACGCUUCCCAAUAUUUUCAUACUCCCGCACAUUGGCAGUGCUACGAUAGCAACCCGCAACUCUAUGGCCGUCCUUACAGCGAAAAACGUCGUUAAUGCACUUUAUGGAAAGCCAUUACUAACACCAGUCUUACAA